AAGACAAUUAUUAUUAUUGAUAAUAAUAAUAAUAAUAAUAAUAAUAAUAAUAAUAAUAAUAAUAAUAAUAAUACUUAUACUUAUACUAAUAAUAACAAUAAUAAUAAUAAUAAUAAUAAUAAUAAUAGAAAUAAUAGUAGAAAUAAUAAUAGAAAUAAUAAUAAAAGUAACAGAAGCAAUAAUAAUAAACACCGUAGCAUACCAGUAUGCAAUAUUGUUCUACUAAAAGUUAGUAACUGUUUAUCUGUCUGUCUUUAAAUAUAUCGAAGAAUUUACCAAGUUUUUCACACUUGGCUUCGAACACCUUUAAUACCUUUUGUUACACUGUCAUUUACUCUGCAGUGGCUUCGCAUGCACAGCAUGUGUCAGGAUUGUACUAAAGGAUUAUAUUUAAGCUGUUUUAGGUGUUGUUGAUUAACAAGGUCUUUCAUUUCUAUAAGCUCGAUUGUGACUAGAGUAAAUAGGUCUCGGGAAUAAAACUUACUUAAGGAUUGUAUUUAAAACUUCUAUUAGCCCGACUGUAGCGAGAGCUGAGAUCUUAUCGAAUAUCUCCCGAGAACGAAAUAUUUAAUGAAUGUACAGACAAUAUAAAGCAAAUGAAAUGGCAGGGAAGUUGAAAAUAGGAGUUGUUAUAUCAUCCACCAGAGAAGGUCGCAUAGGAGAAAGGAUUACAACAUUUGUGAAAAAUGCCAUUCUUAAAGACCAUGAAGUUGUUGUAUUUGAUCCGUUGGAAGAAGACCUUCCACUGACACAGCAGUCCUUGAAUUUUAUGUACAACCCCUCGUCUGUACCUCAAAACAUAAAAGAUCUGAAUGACAGAUUUAAAGCCCUGGAUGCACUCGUAUUUGUUUGUGCUGAGUACAACUGGAGCCUACCCCCCGCCCUCACGAAUCUCAUGGACAACAUUCCACCAACCACUGUGGCAUGGAAACCGUGUGGAUUUGUAACCUAUUCCAUGGGACGAUUGGGAGGAUCAAGAGCGGCGGUUCAGCUUCGGGUAUUUACGGGCGGUAUGGGCAUGAUGGCUGUACCAACUGGUACAUCCAUUCCACUAGCCCACCAAGCACUAGAUGAGAGCGGAAAACCCAAAGACGAUACGCUGAGCAAGGAGCUUGACGUAACGUUAAAACAAGUGUAUUGGGCCGCCAAGGCACUGAAGUCCUACGCUGGGAACAACCCUGCACCGAACUGGGCACCAUCGUAGAUCUGACAUUUAAAGAAACCCAUUCCUUGAAAUGUUUUACCACCAUUAGAAAUGUUCUUAGAAAAAAAAACUGUGAAACUUGCUAAGAAGGUUUUAAAAUUUCAUGACCCUCGGUUAAACCACUUAGCAGGUAUUUUCAGUAUUUCGUUUAUUUAUCAUUUAUAUCACCAUACUUACAGAAGCAUCACUGUCUUGACUAUGAAACCGUUUACUUUAUUCAAUAAAAUUAUGUAUAGUCUGCAUUGAUAGAUUUUUAUAUUUCGAAAAUUUAAUUCAAUUGUUCUAGUUUGUUUUAAAAUGAGUAAAAACUUGUUUCUUCAUCAUCCUAACUAAUAUUUCGAAUGAUUAUCAUACAUGUAUAUCAAUUAUAACUUUAUUAUCCUUUCUACUUGUAAAAAUAGAUGAAAUGAUUUUAUGUAUCUGUUUUAGUGUUCCAAAAUGUGGCAGAGACAUACAUUCUAAUAUAGCAUGUUUUGCGUUGCUUGAGGACAAGCAUAUAAAAAAAUAUCGAUUUGGUGUAACAUAAUAA
This is a messenger RNA of Mya arenaria, 1733 nucleotides long. Its product is annotated as quinone reductase-like. The coding region runs from base 575 to 1204 and encodes 209 amino acids. The transcript is spliced from 4 exons. Gene Ontology annotation, cellular component: cytosol. The record is from RefSeq and is a predicted model, not a curated record. NCBI's taxonomy places the organism in Eukaryota, Metazoa, Mollusca, Bivalvia, Myida, Myidae. Gene Ontology annotation, molecular function: FMN binding; oxidoreductase activity.